GGUAUUGUCCUAAUUGCAAGAAACAUCAACAAGCCACUAAGAAAUUUGAUCUUUGGUCAUUGCCACGCAUUUUGGUAGUGCAUUUAAAACGCUUUUCAUACAAUCGAUAUUGGAGGGAUAAACUUGACGCGGUAGUUGACUUCCCUAUCAGGGAUUUGAACAUGUCUGAGUUUGUUGGUGAUCCAGCAGCAAGUCCAUAUGUAUAUGACUUAAUUGCUGUUUCCAAUCACUAUGGAGGCUUGGGUGUAGGACACUACACUGCUUAUGCUAAGAAUAAAAUCAAUGGAAAAUGGUACUACUUUGAUGACAGCAAUGUAUCUCCAGCUUCUGAAGAACAAAUAGUGACAAAGGCAGCAUAUGUACUGUUUUACCAACGUAGAGAUGUCAAGCUCAAGGGGAGCCAUUCUUUUUGCCCAAGCAUGGAACCAGAAUCUGAAGAAUGUGAUGGCAUGGAUACUAACUGAAUUUGUUUGGUUAUUCUCUAAUAUGACAAUGUAUCUGAGGACUUAUUUUGAACCCCUGUAGGGCUACUGGACAGCACAGGAGGCCUCAGCACUGAAAAAUAAAUAGAGGAAGCAAUAAGAUGGCAAACUUGGGCAUAUUCUUUAAUCUAAGAGUUUUUACUCAAAUUUUAUCUUAACUGUUCAAUAAAAUUUUGUUGUCUAAAUCUGACUUUGUAUUAUGAAGAUUGUAUGGGAUUAAGAGCUGCUAUAUGCUGGAGCGAUGCAUGUUAAGAAAAAAAUGGCUGUGUUGGUUUGCAAAUUCAAAUUGGGCUUCAAUGAAAGAAAUGCAUUUAGUUUCAUGCAUUGUGAAAAGUGUACAAUCUGGGAGAUAUCUGAGUGCUGCAGAAGUGCAACAUAGACAUCAGCUUCACUCUUGGUUAGCACGUAUUACCACAACAUUGUGUCAAUCCCUUUUGGACAUGUCGAGCAGACUUUUUUUUUUCUUUUUCUUUUUUUUUCGAGAAAGUAUUUCUCCUGGCCCAAAGUCUCCCAUCCAAAAAUUACCUACGAAGUAUUUCAAAAAUAGUUUCCAUGUUUUCAGGAUCAAUGACAGUAAAACAAUUCUUUAGAAGUAACAGACAGUAUUUCUUUCCUGUGGCAAUGUUCAGAAACCCUUUUUUUUCAUAUUCAUCUGGUAGCAAUUCUUUAUGCUCAUUUGACACCUUUUCUUCACAUUUAUGCAAUUAUCAGCACCGUAUAAAGGUCUUAAUCCUUUUAAGAAGGCCACACAGUAAUAUCCAAUUACUUUGGAUGUGUUUCAACCCAUUCAUUUUCUUCCCAGGUAUUUUAUUCCUAUUUAUUUGAGUAAUUUCCCUUCUGUUUAGCCAUUUCCACAUGAACUAAAAUGUAACCAAAGAAAAAUGGGCUUGCUGUUCUUUUUUUAAUCCGUAUCCUUCUCACUAAGCCCUAAUGUACUUCGGUAGUAACUUAUCUAUAUAAACUAAGAGAGUUUUGAAUACUCCCCAGGAAUGACACAUCAUAAUGAAGAGAUUUGUUAUUAAUGGAAAUGGCUUUGAAAUCAUAUUAAUACAUCAUGAAAUUACUUCCUUUUGCAGUUGACAGUAUGUUCCAAGAAUUCGUUCAAAACUCAGAAUCAUUUCUUUCACAAAGUUUAUGUAGACCUUUGAAGUCCCACAGGCUAUGGACACCAGUGAUCCAACAUUUUAGCAGAAUUUUAUUAGAUGUGAUCAAGUAUUCUCUGUAGAUUUUAGCAGAGGAAGAGUCACUGUUGUCAGCUAUUAGACAAUCUUCUAAUGAUUACUAUAUAGAUCUGCAGGUGAUUCUUCUAAAGCACUGAAAUGAUUAUUUGGUUGAGUUGCCAAUGCUUCCAGAUUUUUAAACUGGUUUGAGGUUUUAUCUCAACUGCAUAUUUUUCCUUGCACAUAUGGGGCAGAGAAAAGGGCUUGGAAUUAUUUAAAUGCUUAAUGUCAAAUCACAUUUUAUGGUUUUGCUUUUUUCUGUUUUUCUGGGUUAUAAUUUCUUUUAAAUGUAACAUUUGGAGAGAGUGAAAUAUUUAAAUGCAAAAAGCAAUUUAUAAUUAAAUAUCUUAUAUAUUUCUGUUGCAUAUUGAAGCAAAAAUCUUCACUGUUUUUAAGUAUGAUCAGAGAGUAAGUACAUCAAAGUAAGUUUCUUCUAAAUGCUGUACAAAUGGUAUUAGAAAUCUUGACUUGCCUCUGACCAGGUUGAAACCUAGCUGGUGUGUACAUUCUGUAUAGUAUCAAAAUCACUUUUAGACUAGCACUGGAUUGUUUUACUGUGUAAAGGUAAAGAAUAAAAUAAAGAGGAACGGAUUGCACAAAGUA
Protobothrops mucrosquamatus (brown spotted pit viper) is the source of this 2305-nucleotide messenger RNA. RefSeq names its product ubiquitin carboxyl-terminal hydrolase 4. The record is from RefSeq and is a predicted model, not a curated record. The transcript is spliced from 4 exons. Lineage: Eukaryota; Metazoa; Chordata; Lepidosauria; Squamata; Viperidae. Gene Ontology annotation, molecular function: cysteine-type deubiquitinase activity. Bases 162 to 464 code for a protein of 100 amino acids. Gene Ontology annotation, biological process: protein deubiquitination.